Fimicolochytrium jonesii is the source of this 666-nucleotide messenger RNA. RefSeq lists its product as uncharacterized. Gene Ontology annotation, molecular function: lipid binding. NCBI's taxonomy places the organism in Eukaryota, Fungi, Chytridiomycota, Chytridiomycetes, Spizellomycetales, Powellomycetaceae. The record is from RefSeq and is a predicted model, not a curated record. The transcript has 2 exons. Gene Ontology annotation, biological process: mitochondrion organization; phospholipid transport. Gene Ontology annotation, cellular component: ERMES complex. Bases 1 to 666 code for a protein of 221 amino acids.
AUGUCAUUCAAGCUCAACUGGCCGUCGUUCUCUCCCGAGUUCAUGGAGAAGGCAAAGCAGCAGCUCACCACCGCCCUGAACAAAGGCGAAAAGCCGGAGAAAAUUGCUGGGCAGAUCGUUGUUCACGAGCUGAACAUGGGAACAAAGCCGCCAGAUUUGGAGAUUCUCGAAAUAGGCGAAUUGCAGGAGGACCGUUUUAGGGGGAUCUUCAAAAUGGGAUACAACGGGGACGCCUACCUGGAGCUCAUGACCAGCGUACAGGCGAACCCGUUGAAAGCGCCAAAAGCAGGAUUGAAAAUAAAUGAGAACCGUGGCCCGUCGGUAUUAGCGGCGAACUGGCCGCUGGUGGUGCCGAUGCGACUUAAGAUCAGCAAUCUUCUCUUAAGGGGGAUUAUUGUGCUCGUUGUAGAUAAGCACAAGGGCGUCACCCUGGUCUUCAAGAAUGAUCCUCUGGAGAAGGUCGAUGUGAAUUCGACGUUCGACAACAUACCCAACAUCCGCCGAUUUCUCCAGUCGCAGAUCGAAACGCUACUACGAAAGAUGUUUCAAGAAGACCUACCGGCUCUGAUACAUAACCUGUCGCUUAAACCUCCGGUUUUGCGAGCCAUAGUUCUGGGUACCCAGAUCGAAGCGGAAAUCAUAAGGACGAAGAUCUGCUGUCGCUAG